Messenger RNA from Scomber scombrus (Atlantic mackerel), 1868 nucleotides. RefSeq names its product NudC domain containing 3 (gene nudcd3). The record is from RefSeq and is a predicted model, not a curated record. Gene Ontology annotation, cellular component: cytoplasm. Bases 186 to 1298 code for a protein of 370 amino acids. Gene Ontology annotation, biological process: protein folding. NCBI's taxonomy places the organism in Eukaryota, Metazoa, Chordata, Actinopteri, Scombriformes, Scombridae. The transcript is spliced from 6 exons.
GGGCUUUAGCGGAAUGCGGGUGGGGGGAAAAAUAAGACGUUCUGGAAGGAGGAAAACAAGGCGUUUAGUAACAUGUCCCGGUGAUUUACGAACUUAAAUCUCUUUCUAAACACUCUUUGAUUAAGUGUGUGAGUUUAAGUCGUUUGACCUUAAGUUAAAGCUUCGUUAUAAGCCGUUUUUAAACGAUGGCGUCGCCGCUGCAGAUGACAGAGAUGUACGACAACGCGCUGCUGGGGAUCCUGCAGCACGCUGGAAACAUACAGGACUUUCUGCACAUCUAUUUUGGGUUUUUGUAUCGCAAGACUGACUUUUAUCGCCUGCUGUCGAAUCCCAACGACAAGAUGGGUUUCCCCCCCGGUGUGGCGGAGAAGAUGGUACUCAAGACGUUCAAGUUGUUCGAGAAGGUGGCGGAUCACGACAGAGAGCGACACAUGAGCGAGCUGCAGAAGAGAGGCGAGAGUAAGAGCGUCCCUCCGGCGGUUCAAGAGCUGGAGAUCGACUCCGAGUCUCAGGAGGAGACACGAGGGCAGAGAGCGGAGGCGGCGCAGACGGAGAGAUCUGCAGUGGGUUCAGGCGACGUCUCGGCUCCUCCAGAACCGACCGUCAGACCUCAGAGCGGCAGCGGUGGUAGUAGUGGUGUUAGCGGUGCUGCUGCUGCUGCUGCAGGACAGUCAGCACACGGCGAGCAGGCAGCUGCAGCCGGCACAAAGUCAACAGAGGAGAAGGAUGAGAAAUGUCAGGUUGAGUCUGACAGUUAUAACGGUGCAGUGAGAGAAAAGUACAGCUGGUCUCAGGAUUACACCGACGUGGAGGUCCGAGUGUCCGUGCCAAAGACCGUCGUUAAAGGCAGACAGGUCAGCGUCAGUCUGCAGACCAGCAGCGUGAGAGUGUGUGUGAGGGACGGAGCAGAGGAGAAAACGCUGCUGGAGGGAGAAUUCACUCACAAGAUCAACACUGAAAACACUCUGUGGAGCCUCGAACCUGGAAGCUGCGUUGUUCUGUCCCUCAACAAAGCGUCAGAGGUUUGGUGGAACGCGAUACUGAAAGGAGAGCAGGAGAUCGAUAUAAACCAGAUCAACCGCGAGCGCUCCAUGGCGACGGUGGACGAGGAGGAGCACGCAGUCCUCGACAGACUCUCCUUCGAUUACCAUCAGAAGCUGCAGGGAAAACCACAGAGUCAUGAAAUGAAAGUGCACGAGAUGCUGAAGAAGGGCUGGGACGCCGAGGGUUCGCCGUUUAAAGGGCAGCAGUUCGACCCGACCAUGUUCGACAUCCCACCCAGCGCUGUGCAGUUCUGAGGCGCUCGCUCCCCCAACCCCCCAACCCCCCUCUCUCUCUCACUCAGCCAAAUACGAACUGAAUCCUGGUUUAAUUGACACAUCAUUUGCAGGACUGUGUGUCGUACGGUUUGUCGAGGACGUGUCAUCAUAUCAAACGCUUAUUUGAUGUUUUGGCAGUACAAUUUGGGUAAAUAACUGUACUUAAUUAACAGUUCUGCUCUUUAUUUAAUAACUACAGUGCCUGUGUGUUUGCCCCCCCCCCCCCCCCUCCGAGGAGUGAUUCUCUUAUUAUUAUUAUUAUUAUUAUUUUUCAGUUUUAUUCUCACUCUCUCAUUGUUUAAGGAUGAAUCAGUCGGUUUGUACAUGAAGACUUCUUCUUAUUCUCUCAUGUAACAUAAUAAUAAAUAAUAAAUAAUAAAUUAAAAAUGCCCUAAAAAUGAACAAUAUGACAACAUGUGGAGGAUCUAUCUUUGUCUUUGGUAGCAUGGAUACAGAUCUGAUGCUGUUUCAUUGGUUCAACUGCUUCUCAAAACAACAAUCUAGCUUUUAAAUAAAAUGACUUCAGGGAUGUUGGGAUUAUGGUUUUAA